GUUUUGAUGUAGUUUUUUAAAUAUGUAAUUUUUAUGGUGUACUGUACUAAUUUUGGACUGGGACGGGAGAUGAAGUGCUCCGCAUUUUGAUAGAAGAUUCUAGACCGUUCUUGCAAGAUACUCUUCCCCUUUUUUUCGAUUGAAAGAAAUGAGAAUUUCAUCUUACGAACUACGAAGUUAUCCGCAGAAGAUACACAGGAAGUUGAAGAAGACAGGUUUGAGUUUAGUUUUGCAUUUGGCUAGUUGAUGAUGGAUCGGGGAGGGAGAAAGAGGGGGCGUUCGAUCUCUCGCGGGAUGCUUCCCUUGCUGGCGCUGCACGCGGUGUCGGAGUAUUGCAGGCUCGACAGGAAACCGCCCCUCACGGCGGGGCUCAUGGCGGCGAACACCAUCGUUUACUUGAGGCCCGAAUUUCUCGAUCAUAUCAUCCCUUACAUUGACGAGGUGUGGUUCAAUCCCCACCUCGUUCUCAAGUACAAGGAUCUCAAGCGAUUUCUCCUUUCUCCAUUCUACCACAUCAAUGAAUCUCACUUGGUGUACAAUAUGCUGUCACUUUUAUGGAAAGGGAUUCAAUUGGAAACAUCAAUGGGAACUGCAGAAUUCGCAUCCAUGAUUGCCGUUUUGGUUCCCAUGUCCCAAGGCAUUACUCUUCUGCUCUCCAAAUUGCUCUUAUUGUUCUUUGACUAUGACACUCCCUAUUACAGGGAAUAUGCCGUGGGGUUCUCUGGGGUCCUCUUCGCAAUGAAAGUUAUACUCAACGCACAAUCAGGGCCCUACACAUACGUAAAUGGUCUAAUGGUACCUACCCGUUACGCUGCUUGGGCUGAACUCAUUCUCAUCCAGAUGUUUGUUCCCGGAGUCUCUUUCCUUGGCCAUCUUGGCGGAAUACUUGCUGGCCUUGGGUAUUUACACUUGAAGAGUUCAUUUUCCGGUUCUUCCAAUCCACUGAUCAAACUGGUCAGAGGCCUAGUUGGUGCAGUGAGUUUUCCUUUCAAGUACUUGUGGGGCAUAGGGUCCUACAGACGAAGAGUUCAUGGUCGGGGAGCUGUUGGAGGUAGGUGGGCUGGAAACAGAUCUGACACAUGGAGAUGCCAAGCAUGUACAUUUGACAAUUCAGGGCUUUUAAGUUCUUGUGAGAUGUGUGGGACGGGUCGAUCCCAAGACUCGUCAUUUCACACACCGACAAGUGAGGUUCAUGACAUUGCCUUGGAGGAAUUGCGCCGUAGGAGAGUUCAACGAUUCGGUGGCCUGUAAUCGUGCACCAGUCCAAGUGGUGAUGGGUUUGUGUGAGAACCUACUGCUGUCACAUUGCUGAGUUUCUGAAAGGAAAAAAAAGGGUUAUGUUAUUCUUGUUUUUCAUGCACGGAUGACCUGACUGUUUUUUUCUUCAAGGGGCUUCUUUUGACAUCGGAUUUCAAUGUCGAUGUUGAACAACUACGGUGUUUUGUUUGUAAAUUUGAUGGUUUUUGUUCUAAAUGAGGAACUUUGAUAUUUCAUGAAUUUGGGAGAUUUGUUAAUAUUG
Messenger RNA from Cuscuta campestris, 1519 nucleotides. The record is from the annotation of a GenBank genome assembly. NCBI's taxonomy places the organism in Eukaryota, Viridiplantae, Streptophyta, Magnoliopsida, Solanales, Convolvulaceae.